Cyphomyrmex costatus is the source of this 2191-nucleotide messenger RNA. RefSeq names its product Phosphatidylinositol glycan anchor biosynthesis class K. Gene Ontology annotation, molecular function: GPI-anchor transamidase activity; nucleic acid binding. Lineage: Eukaryota; Metazoa; Arthropoda; Insecta; Hymenoptera; Formicidae. The transcript has 6 exons. Gene Ontology annotation, cellular component: GPI-anchor transamidase complex. The record is from RefSeq and is a predicted model, not a curated record. Gene Ontology annotation, biological process: proteolysis; attachment of GPI anchor to protein. Bases 205 to 1968 code for a protein of 587 amino acids.
UGUUAUGUUAGUCUUCGUCUCAUGGCGCCGAUAUCAGUUGAAACCUAUCUGUAUAUCUACUAAAUUCCUGCUAUACUAUUAUAAGACGUGAUCUGGCCGUAUUGCCUCCGCUUACUCCAAGGAGGCAGGAGCCACUAACUAAGAAGAAAAAACCGUUCGCGAACUACCCAUCACUGAUAGAAACAUUUGAGAACCACAUUGAAGAUGAAAAUGCAUUUGGCAUGUUGUAUAACGAUACUGAUUUCUUUUUUAGUGUCGUGCUAUACAGAGGAAAUAGCGGAUAACUUUGUGAAAACGGAGCAUUCCAAUAAUUGGGCCGUUUUGGUCGAUACGUCACGUUUCUGGUUCAAUUAUCGACAUGUUGCAAAUGUUUUAUCUAUUUACCGAAGUGUCAAACGUUUAGGAAUACCUGAUUCGCAAAUCAUUCUGAUGAUAGCCGAUGAUAUGGCGUGCAAUCCUAGAAAUCCUAGACCAGCGACUGUUUUUAAUAACAUUAAGCAGCAUAUUAAUGUUUAUGGUGAUGAUGUAGAAGUUGACUAUAGAGGUUACGAAGUAACUGUAGAAAAUUUUGUAAGGCUGUUAACUGGACGCUUAGCUCAGGGAACUCCAAGAUCAAAAAAGUUAUUAACUGAUGAAGGUUCAAAUAUUUUAAUUUAUUUAACGGGCCAUGGUGGUAAUGGAUUUUUAAAGUUUCAAGAUUCUGAAGAAAUCACCAGUCAAGAGUUGGGGGAUGCAUUAGAACAAAUGUGGCAAAAACGGAGAUAUCACGAAAUUUUAUUUGUGGUUGACACGUGUCAAGCAAGUUCUAUGUAUGAGAAAUUUUAUUCUCCAAACAUAUUAGCAGUUGCUUCUAGUUUAGUGGGAGAAGAUUCACUUUCUCAUCACGUAGAUCCAGCCAUUGGUGUUUACAUUAUAGAUCGAUACACUUAUUAUGCAUUAAACUUUUUGGAAAAAGUAGAACCAUCUAGCAUUAAAACAUUAGGUGAAUUUUUGAAAGUAUGCCCAAGAGAUUAUUGUCUAUCUACAGUAGGUGUAAGAAGAGAUUUGUUUAGAAGGGAUCCAGAUAAAGUACCGAUACUGAACAAUUCAAGAUUAACGCAUUCCGUUAUGCCUAUUGAGCAUUCGCCAACAAGAAUUGGUACUCAAUCAUCUGACACUCAAUCUCUUAUCGACCUCCCAAUACCAGAGGAUAUGGCCAGCAAUCAACAAGAGCAGACGUUGGCCGACGUACUUGUCCCUUCAGCUAGCAUCGAGGCUGCAACGUACGCAAAAAUUCCGCCAUUUUGGAAAGAGAACCCGGCAUUGUGGUUUGCACAGGCCCUCACCCAGCUAAUUGGUUCCAAGAAAAUACAUUCCACAGCUUACCACCCAGCGUCGAAUGGUAUGAUCGAGCGUUGGCAUCGAACCCUGAAAGCUGCAAUCAUCUGCCAUAAUAAUCAGGAAUGGGUCGAUAUCUUGCCUAUGGUACUUCUUGGCCUUCGAACUAGCAUCAAAGAGAAUAGUAAGGCCUCUGCAGCAGAAUUUCUUUAUGGAACUCCUUUACGUCUUCCUGGUGAGUUCUUUAUAGAUAUAGAACCGACUAAACAACCUCGUUUGUUUCUAGAACGCCUUAGACAAAACAUCCGCUCAAUUAGACCGAUUCCUGCGUCACAUCACAGGAAAGAUAAAUCAUUUUUCCUUCAAGACCUUAAGGAUUGCACACAUGUUUUUGUUAGAGUGGAUUCAGUAAGAAAACCUUUGGAACCUCCUCACGAAGGCCCUUUUCAAGUGUUACAGCGCAUUACAGACAAGGUGUUCGAGGUGGAUGUAAACGGGAAACCCACAACUAUUUCUACGGAAAGAUUGAAGCCUGCAUUCUUCGAGGCUACUGAUCCUGUUGACCUAAGUUCAGGCAGCGUACCUUCAACAUCGCAAUCUACACCACUUCGUUCAUAUCAGGGUCCCAAAAAAGUCCAUUUCGUAGCUUAAGUUCUUAUUUAUCUAAUCUACUCGGAGGAGAGUACUGUGGCGCUCCUUUAGAUUUAAGUUGGUAUUUAUGUUUAGUUACUUUAUAUAUGUAGGUUGGUAUAUACUGUUAGAGAGAUGUUUUCCCCCUUCCUGGGGAUUACCUAACUUUUACUUGAUUACUUUGUUCGACUGAACUUCUAACGACAGUCCGUGUAUUAUUGUAUAAGCAAUAAAGAAUUUAUUA